Necator americanus (New World hookworm) is the source of this 534-nucleotide messenger RNA. RefSeq lists its product as uncharacterized. The record is from RefSeq and is a predicted model, not a curated record. The coding region runs from base 1 to 534 and encodes 177 amino acids. NCBI's taxonomy places the organism in Eukaryota, Metazoa, Nematoda, Chromadorea, Rhabditida, Ancylostomatidae. The transcript has a single exon.
AUGUACGGAUCGGAGACUUGGGUAGCACCAUCAACGGUUAUGAAGAGGCUUGACUGCACGGAACGAAAGCUGCUUGGACGGUUACUUGGCAACUUUUGGCCUAGGGUAUGCCACAAUGAAGAUCUCUACGCAGAAAUUGAUGUGGUAUACUGGCGGAUGACACGUGGAAGACUUCAACAUCUUGCACCGCCAUCAAAAGUGGCUAAAGUAAAUCGUCUGCGCUUCUUUGGUCAUAUAUUAAGGAGACCGGCAAAUCGCCUUGUUCAACGAGUUCUGAAGAGUUUGUCGGGUUCGAGCUGGAAGAAGCCACCUGGCCGAAAAAGGAAGUUCUGGACUGAGGCAGUGAAAGAGGACCUGAGGACACUCGGCGUGGAUAGGCAGUUCAGGCGAGACGUAAGGUUUCGCAGAAUGUGGAAUAGCGACGAAAGGAUUGAUUCUGUGCAAGCUCUCGCAGAAGAUCGAGAAGGUUGGGCAGAGCUGUGUUCAAGGACGGCACACCUCGGCGAAGAUGCGGGUAAUCGCGUCAAGCGAUGA